CCUUCCGUCUCUCUCUCUUUCUCGCUCUCGCAAGUCACCAGACACACAUCGAAGAAGCUCGUCGGGGCGUCGGCUCCCCGCCGCGCCUGCCGCCGGUGAGGAGAACCGCCGCAACGCCAGCGAGAUGUCGGAGUACCAAAAUGUCGUUGGGGGAAGGCUGAAGCUGAAGGGAAAAACGCUGGAUAUCAAGGAAGGCGGAGUCAAGAAAAAGAAGAAGCAGCAGCACCGUGAGGAGUCGUCUCAGAUCGGGCACGAUGGACUUCAUGAAGGUGGAAUCUCUGAAUUACCAACUAAUCAUAACAAUGAGCUAACUGAAGGCGAAAAGACGGGAGAGGAGGAAGGGAACCCACACCCUGACUACGACCACCUCACACCAGCCGAGCGGCGUUACAUGGAACAGAAGCAAAAGAUUGACAUGCAGAAGAUGGCCAAAGUCGCCAACAAGUCGCACAGGGACCGCAUCCAGGACUUCAACCAGUACCUGGCAAACCUCAGCGAGCACUACGACAUCCCAAAAGUUGGUCCUGGCUAACAUGGCCAAACCGCGGUGCUUCACAGAAACGAUUGUAUGAUUGGCCUACUAAGCCUUCUGUUACAAUGUUAUGUGCUAGCAGUAUGCUGUAAAAGCAAUCGAUUGCCACUGUGAAGACAGUAUUUUAUUUCAAAACCAUGUCCCGAGCAUUAGCCAUAAUUAUUCAUUUACUCA
Molecule: messenger RNA, 706 nt
Organism: Setaria italica (foxtail millet)
Lineage: Eukaryota; Viridiplantae; Streptophyta; Magnoliopsida; Poales; Poaceae
Product: protein FAM32A-like
Exons: 3
Coding region: 125-532 (135 amino acids)
Cellular component (GO): nucleolus
Source: RefSeq, a predicted model, not a curated record